GCCCUUCCCUGUGGAACCAACUGCCAUAACAGUCAUCAACAGUAAUAAGGUUGAAGUGACAUCUGCUUCAGAGUAUCUGACGAAGUGUGUAUUACACAGGAAAGCUCAUACCUUGAAAGCUUAUAUUUAGUUGAUCUUAAAGGUGUCACUGGAAUUAUUAAAAAAGAUUUUUUUCAACUUUCAUCUUGUUAUUUAUCAUGUUCUGGAUUUCCUUAGCAAUUGUCCACUUACAUAUAUGUUGAAUUUGAUAGCACUGUGGUCACUGUUCCCAUUUGAUUCAACCACACUUACAUCUUGUCAGUUGAGAUCAUCAAACAGGACCCCCUCCCUGUUGAGCACCCAGCACCUACUGAAUACUUUUUUUUUAUUCCAGCAGGUAUUUUUAACUGAAGUCUGAUGUAAUCAAUGUUAACUUUUUCUGCGAUGUAUUUCUUGUAUGCCACUUCAGAGAUGAUUAUAGUAAAGUGGUGUAUAAGCUGUUUAAAUAGUAAAUAGUUAAAUGCAAUUUUUAAAAUAAUUGUAUAACAAGGGGAAAAAACACUUGUAUCUGAACAUAUUUUAAUCGACACAGACUUCAAUAAAUAGCAUCCUAGCAAUAGGUUAAUUUUAUGGAGUUUAAAGCUAAGCAUACAAGUUCUAAAAGCAUGCCUUGAGAUCCAUAUUAACUCUAGUAUGUUGUCGGGGGAAGAGGGAGAGGGAGGGGGAAGAGGAAGGAUGGUGUUGGCUGAAACGAAGUCCGAUCCUGUAUAGAUCACUAGUGGAAGCGCCAACAGAAACGUGAACAGAUUCCACACGAUGAUAAGGAAGCCUGCAUCUGGACAGGACCUUGUCUCUUCGGCGUAGGGGAAGCGGAGCGGCUGUUAUUCGUGGCUGCUCCACCCAGGUCUGAGACACAUUACAGAGUGAAAGAGGGGACGGGGGACACAAGAGCCGUGUAAACCCCUCCGCGGGUACCGUGAAAACAGACUCCUUUUGUCUGAAUCUUCCCCGUGCAAAGAAGACGGCUGUCUUUGUAUUGGUGCGCCUAAGUAUUUAAUUUGUGUUUAAUUUGUUUAAUUGUGUUUAAUUUGCCAAGUAACUGCAAAAAGCGACAGGAAACUUGCUCCCGAGUAGUACUGUUGAACCGUAUGCAGUUCCUCUGAGUCAGCCUGGAGAUUUCAGAGGACUUGAAGGCAGCAAGAGGAACGCCUCUCUCGGACCUUCAUUCAUUCAUUUCUCAAAAUAAGCAAAAAUAAACAAAUCCUGCCUUGUGCGGGCUGGCAGUUUAGAAAAAGCCUGGCUCCUUUUUUUAAAAAAAAUGUCUUAUUUGGUGCUACGGCCCCUCCACCACGAGGUGGCUACGGACGAAGGCGAAGGGAAGUGGGAUCGGAUCAUAAAGAAACAGAGAAUCGUUCAAAGCGCCAUGGAGGGAAACCCCUUGACAGCCUCGGCUUGAAAGAAGCCACGCCUCUCUCCUUCUGCACAAGAGGAAUGAAAAAAGAAAAAAGUCCACUCGAAAGGCCUGCCUUUCACCUCCCCCCUCCCGCGCGCCAUCCCCGCUCGUCUCUCUCCUGCAUCCAAUGAGAGACGGGUGGGCGUGGCUAGCCUCGUUCUGCUCCGAGGAAUCCUAUAUAAAGCACGGGGAGGACGCCAGUUCGCUCUUUCGCCUGGACCUCGAGGAAGCAGGUGAGGGUUGGGUACGGGAGUAGCCGUUAAACGGGAAUUGCCGCCAUUUUGUGGCAGGGUGCGCUUUGUCACUCGCGCUCUCGCUGCAGAAACGGCGCUUUUAAAAAUUAUUUUCGCGAGCUUUCCCUCGGCGUUAGUGCACCCCCUGCCUCGGUAGCUUUUGGGGGGCGACCAAUGAAGGUUGCGUGGGGGCCGCGGGCGACGUGGGGGCGCUGCGCGUGCAGGAGUUUCGUGAUGGGGUGUUGUAGGCUGGGAUUGGCAGGCUCCCUCGCACGUGGAGGCUUGAAUUAAGAGGAUAUUUUUAAUGAUGUGUUAAAGUGGGGGGAGACUCCUGUCUUAUUGCACGGCUAAAAGGAGCGAGCAUUUUUUUUUAUUCCACGUCUUUUCCCGCCGAAAAUCGCUCUCCCACGUGUCUCCCCCCCAUCUGCAAAUUUGGAGCAAAUUAAAGUGGGGAAGCGCGUAGCUACAGGUAGGAAAACCACGAAGGAGGAAGAGAGGUUCUCGCCGCCGCCCUAUAGGGAUCUCGUCUCCACCCCGCGGCUGAUAUUUCAUAAAAAAGCACGAGGGAGGAGGUCAAGAGAACGGACGAGCCCAUCGUAAAUAAAUCCAGCUCUCGGGAGCAGUAUGACUGUAAUUCUUAGCAGCGGCCUUAAGUGCUUGCUAGGAUUUCUCCCAAAUGAAAUGAACGGGACUGAAAUAGUUAGGGCUGGAAUUGCCUCGGUUGCUUGGAUCCCCAAGUAAAAGGCGUGCCUAUCUAACACACGCCAAAGUUCUAACAUAAUCAGACUAAUUUCAUGAAAUCUUGACCCACUAAUCUACUGUCUUAAUAACUUUCUUUACCUGCUGAUUAAGAUUUCACUAAAUCAUAGAAUCAGAAGGGACCACGAGGGUCAUCUAGUACGACCCCCUGCAACGCAGGAAACUUUGUCCAUGACUUGCACCCCCAACGCUGAGAUUAAGACUCAUGCUUUACCAACUGAGCUCUCCCUUGGCUACAUCUGAUGAAGUGGACUUUAGUCCAUGGAAGCUUGUGCCAUAACAGUCAUGUUGUCGCAAGAGGUGCUCUUUGUUGUAUGCUGCAAACCUGGAUAGCUGUGUAAUCGGAUUUUAACCCUGUCUUAUUUUAUCUCUGUUCCAGGAGCUAUGGAACUAAGAUUUGUGUUACUAUUGUGGGGACACAAAAUGAGCUCUGUGGUAUGUAUCCAGUACUCUGCUUCAAAAUACUUGCAUACUGUACUUUAGCUAAGAUUUUGAAAGUAUUCCAGAUAUUAAUUACAUUGCAGCCAACUUUAAGCAGGUGUUAGACAUUUGUGUACUUGGAAUCCUUAUUUUGGAUAAUAGUGGCAUUACCUUAUUAAAACACAUCUAUUUCUGUGUAUGCUUGUCAAUAUCCUGCAAAUGAAAACCUUCAGCUGGAACAUUCUGACUUGUACUUUGUUCUUAACUACAUACAACACUAUAGCUCAGGUCAUAGUAUCCUAGAUGCACAGUUCAUUUUCUGAACAUGCAUGAUUAUGGUUUUAAAGGGGUGCCUUCUAAGGGAGCAGUCCUAACCCUGGAGGCAUGCUGCUGGAAAGAGUUUGGGAUUUGUGGAGAUUUCCCUCUGCUGGGCUUUCUCUGCCAAUGCAGGUCCGCACAUGUACUGGAAAGGGACCCAAAUUGCUGUGGGAUAGCUGUUUCUGCCUGGAGCUGCUACAACAAGCAUUGCAAAAAUAAUGCCCUAACAAGGCAGCAGGGCUUUGGGUGUGGUAGUGGCUCCAAGUGACCAUGGGCCCCUGUUAGAGUUCAGUAGCACCAACCUGAAGAAGCGUGCAUGCACACGAAAGCUUAUACCAAGAAGAAACUUAGUUGGUCUCUAAGGAGCUACUGGACAUUCUUUUAUAUAUAUUUCGCCUGUGUCAGACCAACACAGCUACCUACCUGAAUCUACAACCCUGUUAGAGUUGUACUCAUGCAUUAAAAUACAGAAUUCAGGCAGAAGGAAUUAAGUUUUGUGAUGAAUCUUGUUUGCCAGUUAUGAGUCACAGUUUUGAUAUUCCCUGACUUAAUUCUUUUAUUGUGUAUUACUACUUUUCCUUCUUCUGAACUUUAUAAAAUUUUAUUUUCAGAUUAUGAAAACACCAACAUAUGUAGAAAAGUAUUCUAUGGAGAAUAGUGGAUUUUCUUAGGUAUGUUAAAAUGCUGUUUGGAGACUAAAGUCAUUAACUGUAAGGUUACUGUUUGGGAACUCAAAACUGCUCUCCUCAGCUUUUGUAAGAGGAUGAGAGAUUGAGAAACUAGGGAGAGGGAGAAUUCUGUUGCUGUAACUUAAGUCACUGUAGUGUUGCUUGACUGGUAAACAACAUAAGAGUUCUGCUGGAUUAGACCGAAGGUCUACCUAGUCCAGCAUUUUUUUCUCAGUGCCUAACCAGAUAUGCAUGGAAAUCCCACAAGCAGGGUGUGGAUGCAGUAGCAGCCUCCUGCAUGAUAUCCUUCAUGAAUUUGUUCCAUUUUAAAACCAUCACAAGUUGGCAGAUAUCACUACAUUUUUUGGGUGUGAAUUCCAUCUGUUAAUUAUUUGAAUAAAUACAUAUUUGUCCUGAGAUCUCCCACCAUUCAGCUUUGUUGGGUACACUUGGAUUCUAAUUUUAUGAAGUGUCAAAACUAAAAAGCCCCAGAUGUUGUAACCUUAGUUCAUGUGGGAGUUGCUCCAGCCUCUUGUGUCAAACUCCACUUUGGAAGGUAAUUUAUUUUUUUAAAUCAGCACGUGCAGGUGUAACAUUGUCUCCCUGCAUGCCAUGAUUUGCAGACUGGAUUCAUGCAACUUUCCCUUGAUGCCAUUAACUAUGGUUCUGUUGCAUUUGUGCUGCUGUUUUCAUGGCUUGUAAACUUAUUUUAAACCAUGGUGUGCAGUUUGAACUAAGGAAACAUGGGUUUGCAUUGUUGUGUAAGAAAUCUCUAGUUAUCACUGUUCUGCAGAAUAAAAAGAAAAUUGGGUUUCUUACCAGAAGGAGAAAUAUAAGGAAAAGCAUUUCCCUAAUACAGUAUUUUUUCCUUUUCAGGCUUGAAGCUACUUUAUCCUAAAGGUAUGUGAGUUAAAUUUUCAUAUUGAGAAUGUAUUGGCAUUGGUUCAACCGGUGAUGAGCCUAUCCCGAACCUGAUACAGUUUGAUGAAAAACUGCCAAUAUGGAUCCGGCUUCUGAGACUACCAUCAGUAAACCAGUGUUUGAUAUGUAGAUAAUAAAUCAAAUUCUGUUGACGCUGAUGCUACUUUCUCUGUCUUUCACUUAAAGGUUAUAGCAGAUGAAAUCCAGGCAGCAGUUCCUCAUUCCUAACGUACAUUAAGCAGGUGGAAUGUUUUGAAUUGGUAAGUUGUAUUCAAAUGGGCAGGGGGGGACAUGCUGGUUUGGUGCCACUGCUUGAAGUGCCUUGGUGCAAAGUUAAGUCUCUAAAACCUUCCUUAUGGACUUUUCCAAGGCAAGUGUUGUGUGGCCAGUAGGUUGCUGUUACUGGACUGAGCAUCUUCCAAGCAGUAGCUGCACCCUACCAGCUUUUGGUGAAGGUCCAGCAGAAUUGUUUUGCUGAUGUGCCUAAGACUCUACAGCCAGGACUGGGUGCCUCCAGAUAUUGGACUUCCACCAGUCCCAGUCCCAACAGAGUGGUUAGGAAUGAUGGGAACUGUAGUCCAGUAAUAUCUGGAGGGUGACAGGUUCUGUAUGCCUGCUCUGUAGACAUCUCCAUGAAAACCACCAAAUAACAUGCUGGCUUUGUCUCUAACAACCUGCAGCUUCAAAGUUGGAGGAGAUGGUUUGGUUCUUUUCACAUUUGCCAGAUUGUGGUGUCACACUUGAUGCAGAAAGGGAUUAUGUGAGCCUGUAAAAAUAUUGGAACUGGGCUGGCUUGUUUUAUGUUAUUAGAAAGCCUCUAUAAUAUAUAGCAAUAAUGGAUGGGGUUUUUUGUACCCCUCCCAUCUGACUGUGUUACCCCAGCGACUGGGCAGCUUGCAACAGAUUGAACAAAAACACAACAGAACAUCACAUUAAAAGCUUCCGAUACAGGGCUACCUUCAGAUGUUAGCUUUCACUAACGUGCCUUCCAACUGUUUGGGACUAGAAUUCCCAUCUGCCCCAGCUAGCAGCGUCAUGCUUCCUGUGGUCUGUGGUCCAAAACAUCCGGAGGGCCCCAGGUUGAUGAAGUCUGCUUUGUUGGGCUUCAGUUUGUUAUCUAAGGCCAAACAAGCUUUUAUCUUUGUAACUACCAUUUAACCUCUGAGCUCAGUGUAUAGACAUGUGUCAUAAAACAGGACUCUUAAGACAUAAAUGUUCCAGAUUUAUAAUUAAUAUUUCUCUGUUGAAUAUAAGUUAUUUUAAAGUUUCAUCAUUGCUUUCUGAACAGGGAUGUGACGGAGAGCCAAGCCUGUAGGCGGAAGACUCAAUUCCUUUUUACAGUGCCUGUUGCAAAAACAGGUAAGAAAACAUUUGCAUGUGUUGAUUUGCAAAGCACUUGAGAAUCAAAAGUAGCAACCAAUAAAAACCAUAGAAAUGUUUGAAGUGGACUCUGAUAUGAAUAAAGCUCCAACUGAAUUAUAUUGAAAACAACAGUUGAGCCGCCACCAGGAUUCACAAUAAUAAGACCUGAAACAUUUAAUAGUUCAGACUGGGAAUAAGUAUGUUGCUUAAAUGUAUUUCUACUGGUCUUAAAUUAUUGAUCUUGAGUACAAUAGAUGUUCUAAUAAUCUGCAUUAAUCUUUUUUUAAUUGUGUUUAAUUUUUCAGUGAUAAGAAGUAAAUGCAUCAAACAAGGUUAUCUGGAAUCUACCUGAAUGAAGUUGCAGCGUGCAUGUGUGCCUCCAUUAAGGAAUAUCAGAUUAAUAAUAAAAUAUAAAUGAAAACAUUUAUUGCAGUUAAAUGUUUAUAACAAUUAUAUGUCCAGUGGCUUUGCUAUAUUCAAAGUUUGAUGUUCUCAAAUGGUUCUUUUUCAUGUCAUGGGAUCUUAUGUGGCUCUUGAGAAUGAAGAUUGAAGCAAUGUUUCAGAAUAAAGCUUUACAAUCACUGU
Podarcis lilfordi (Lilford's wall lizard) is the source of this 6698-nucleotide messenger RNA. The record is from the annotation of a GenBank genome assembly. Lineage: Eukaryota; Metazoa; Chordata; Lepidosauria; Squamata; Lacertidae.